Labeo rohita (rohu) is the source of this 1599-nucleotide messenger RNA. RefSeq names its product Ras-related GTP binding A (gene rraga). NCBI's taxonomy places the organism in Eukaryota, Metazoa, Chordata, Actinopteri, Cypriniformes, Cyprinidae. Gene Ontology annotation, biological process: cellular response to starvation; regulation of autophagy; cellular response to amino acid stimulus. Gene Ontology annotation, molecular function: GTPase activity; GTP binding. The record is from RefSeq and is a predicted model, not a curated record. Gene Ontology annotation, cellular component: lysosome; nucleus; Gtr1-Gtr2 GTPase complex.
CGUCAUGUAGCUCUGACCUCCGAGUCACGUGAAUGCCACUUGCGCAAGUCAUCGCGAGACAGCGGCAGUCAGUCACGUGCUUUUUGUCACCAUCCGCGAACUGUGAUAUAAACAUCGAUGGGGAGUUUAAUCAGUUGUUAAUGAUCGCAGAGUUCAGUGAUUUACAGUGGUUACGUGAAGUUGAGCAGGGAGAUGUCCAGCACAGCCAUGAAGAAGAAGGUGCUCUUGAUGGGUAAAAGUGGAUCAGGAAAGACCAGUAUGAGGUCCAUCAUAUUUGCUAAUUACAUCGCCAGAGACACUCGCCGCCUUGGAGCCACAAUUGAUGUGGAGCACUCUCAUGUGCGAUUUCUGGGUAAUCUGGUGCUGAACCUGUGGGACUGUGGUGGACAGGACACCUUCAUGGAAAACUACUUCACGAGUCAGAGAGACAACAUCUUUCGCAACGUAGAGGUGUUGAUCUACGUGUUUGACGUGGAGAGCCGAGAGCUGGAGAAGGAUAUGCAUUACUACCAGUCGUGUCUGGAAGCCAUCCUGCAGAACUCGCCUGACGCAAAGAUCUUCUGCCUGGUGCACAAGAUGGACCUGGUGCAGGAGGACCAGAGAGACCUGAUAUUUAAAGAGCGUGAGGAGGACCUGAAAAGACUGUCUCGCCCGCUGGCCUGCACCUGUUUUAGAACGUCUAUUUGGGACGAGACACUGUAUAAAGCGUGGUCCAGUAUCGUCUAUCAGCUCAUUCCUAACGUACAGCAGCUGGAGUGCAACCUACGCAACUUUGCUCAGAUAAUUGAGGCAGACGAAGUCUUACUUUUUGAAAGAGCUACUUUCCUGGUGAUUUCUCAUUAUCAGUGUAAGGAGCAGCGUGAUGCUCAUCGCUUCGAGAAGAUCAGUAACAUCAUCAAGCAGUUCAAGCUGAGCUGCAGUAAACUGGCCGCCUCCUUCCAGAGCAUGGAAGUGCGCAACUCUAACUUCGCUGCCUUUAUUGACGUGUUCACGUCCAACACCUACGUCAUGGUGAUCAUGUCAGACCCGUCCAUACCGUCUGCGGCCACCCUCAUCAACAUCAGGAACGCCAGGAGACAUUUUGAGAAGCUGGAGCGUGUGGACGGGCCCAAGCACAGUCUGCACAUGCGCAUGCGCUAGACUCGCAGCAUACAGCGCGUGGUGAAUGAACUGCUGGGAAUGAUCCAGAAGAUUUCCUCCUGUCUUGCUGACUUCACUUGUAUCCAGUGUUUCUGCUGAGAAACAAAGUCACCUUAUGUUAAAAAGCAGUAACGUGCUUGUUUUCCUCGCUGAUGUUGCAAAGGAACGGUAGUUCUUAAUCAUAAACCACGGGUCGAGGGGUUGAAUGUUGUAACGACCCCUUAAUAUCUGAUUUUUUGUGCCAUACGGUGACUUAUGAGUUACUGAUAGUCAGGAACGCUAGAUCAUAAGGUCAGCAUUCUUUCUCUGUGUGUCGUUUAUAUUAAGCAUUGUCAGCUUGCUGUACUGUUGAAAAUGGGAGCAGAAAUCUGUGACUAAACCUGGUCUUGCUAAAUUAAUACUUUGAUCUACAAAUUCUUGUAUUAUAACUAUUCUCAAUAAAUACAGAUUGUUCUGUAA